GCUCAUGGAAAGCACAUUUUAUACUCAAAUGCUCAGAUAUGCUCAUAACUGUAUAACUGAUCAUCAGUGCAAAGCUGACAUUCAGAUGUGUAAUUACAGUGCUGUCCUUGUUACCUGCAUCACGUGGGAGGAAUGAGGACAAGCCAUGUCCUGCGUAGCUCACCACCCCAGCAGGAAUUCCCACUGCCAGCCUCAAGAUUUCUCAUCUGCAGAGCCAAGCCUUUAUCAAUGCAGAAAAAUCACAGAUAACUUAGAGCAACAAAACUGCGACCCCUGGCACCUGGCAUUGGCUGCUGUGUGGAACAGCUCCUCACAUCGGUAUGUGGCAGUACUGGUGCUUCCUUCCUGCCACAGCUCCCAAAUCCGACACUGCGGGAUGGUGGUACAGUGGCACCGUGGGAGGCUGCAACCAGAACAAGCAGAGCUCUUCUUUAUAUGGGAGGGUCCGGACCUCAUGGGGCCACAAAGGAAGGAGCUGGUUGCUGCAAGGCAUCCCCUGGAAACAGACUGGGUUACCUACAGAAGCCCAUCCCUCCCAGAUCUGCCUGUCCUAAAUCCCAAGCAGAUGGUGCAACUCAGCCCGUCUCCUCCAGCAAGGAUGAUCCCUGGGGCCUCCCUGCAGAGAGUGUACAUUUCAAAGGAUAAUUCCAGCAGCACUCCUUACCCUGAUCUGGGGGCUUCUGAGCAUCUAUGUACUUCAUCAUUCUUCACAUAUACCUGCCCCUGCCUUGCACCAUCUCCCACUGGGGCUUGCUUUUCUCUUCUAAAAGGGUCCCUUGUGCCUGGGAGUUGUUGUCAGAUGUGCUGCCCAUCCAGUGCACGAAGGACAGAGCCCCAACAAGACACGCUACUGGACAGAGGUAGCAGGGAAGGAUGGGCUCUGCAGGGCUCGCCCAGCACUUCCCGCUGCUGCCAGGUGGGGAAUAUCCCAGGGGGCUGGCCCCUGCCCUCCUGUGCAAGAGGUACGGCGAAAGCAGUCCCAUCUUGCGCUGGAGAUGUGGGCCUCUCCCGCACCGUGACACUGCCCUGAAGCAGGGCAGCCAGGGGCCGUGGCUGCAUGUGUGCGGGUGCUGUGCUCCUCCUGGUUCAGGCUCUGCAGGAGCAGGAGCGCUGGCACCGCCGCAGGGCUGAGGAGAGGUGGGAUGUGGGUAGAAGCAAAUUUGUCCCCAGAGCAGCAGCAUGCUGUCACCUGCAUGAUCCUGUGGUGGCUUCAGUGGAGGAGUAACAGUAGCAGAGAGCAGCCUCAGCGAAGCACGCGCGCAAUGCACCUCCUGCAGUAACUGCAGUGCUGGCAAGGAAGGAGCAGUGCUGCUGGGACCCCUCCGGCAUGAGUCUGAGCGCAGGAUGAGGGGACAACUCUGUGCAGAGACUUCCACUGCCCCCUGAGGUGGCAAAUGGCAAAGAUGGGACUUGGUCAUGGUAAAACAGGAACAUCGAGGGGGGGCCUCCAAGUGCCUGGGGAGGUAGGCGUGGGGCCGCGGGUCCUAUAACGGCUGGAAAUUCAGGUCAGGAGGAGACCCCGUCUGGGUCUGGCUCCUCUGUGGACUGCAUUGGCCAGGCCUGUCACACUCGGCUGGCAUUGCCAUAGAGACCCACGGCCCCUCAGAAAGGCCUCCAGAGCCCACGUACCCACGUGGCUCCUCUGUGCUGGGCAGCGGUGCCAGGGGAUUCAGCAGUAACCUGGCAGCGAGGCUGCCGAGAGGGAGCCAUGCUGCUGGUGCCCCCGUCCCACUGCCAGGGGGGCGCAGGAUGUGCCAGGGCACCCAAAGGCGCUGGAGGCGCCCAGCAGGCUGGGAAGCAGCACCCAGCAGCCAGCCAGGUGCACGCCUGCCCACCGCACCUGAGGGCCAGCGGGCCCUGGAGCAGGUCCUCCCCCUUCCCAGGCAGACAGCGCUGGAAAGCCGCGCCAGCCCAGCCUCGCGGGGCUGCGGGGGCUGCACCCAGCCGGCAGGCCUGGGCGCGCCUGGCGCCACCCCUGCUGAGCCAUGUGCUGGAAGGGGCGCCUCGGCAGCUGCGCCGCAUGGUCCGUCCUGGUGCACGGCCGCAGGUGAAAGGGCUCGGGGCUGCCAGGGGCCUCUCCUUCGUGCAGCUCUUUGCAGUCACCAGCUGCCGCCUGCCCCACGCACGCCCCGUGCCCCUGCCUGCCAUGGCUGUGCUCAGCUGCACGCCCGCAGCCACCGCUCCCCAGGCGGCCCUGGCCCUGUGCGGAGAAAAGGGCUCCUGAAUUAGCUGAGACAGGCGGAGAUCUUCCACCUGGCAGUCCUCUGAUCUGCCACCAUUUGGGGCUGCUGUAGGAUUGUUGCAAAAAGUAUUUCAUUAAAAAUGAAUCCAAAUUCCAGCUGCUGCGUUAUCUGACUGGUUCUUAGGUAGGAGAAUGUCGAGCACAAUCUACAUUCCCUGGUGACCAUAUUCGAUUUCUGCUUAAAUCUCCAGGCCACUAAAACUCCUACCUACCUGCCAGCAAGUACCAAUUUUUCUUAAUGAUUUGCAGAGGGAAUCUACACCUUCAGAAGUACAACGUAUAUGAAACCAGGACAGACUCAGAGUUUUAAGCAUCCAGCUCACUAAUGACUUGUUAUAAAUGUUUUCCAAACUGCUUGGUGUCUCUGGGAGGUGAGAAUUAUCACUGUAUCUCAGUAAAAAUGAAUAUAAAAUAGGAGCAGCAUGCUGCACACUUCACAUUAAAAAGCUCACAAAUAAACCAUUUGCCAUUCUGAU
Cygnus atratus (black swan) is the source of this 2718-nucleotide messenger RNA. RefSeq lists its product as uncharacterized. The coding region runs from base 146 to 1030 and encodes 294 amino acids. The record is from RefSeq and is a predicted model, not a curated record. The transcript has 4 exons. Lineage: Eukaryota; Metazoa; Chordata; Aves; Anseriformes; Anatidae.